Messenger RNA from Symsagittifera roscoffensis, 925 nucleotides. Its product is annotated as troponin I-like. Gene Ontology annotation, molecular function: tropomyosin binding. Gene Ontology annotation, biological process: regulation of muscle contraction; muscle contraction; sarcomere organization. Lineage: Eukaryota; Metazoa; Xenacoelomorpha; Acoela; Convolutidae. The record is from RefSeq and is a predicted model, not a curated record. Gene Ontology annotation, cellular component: troponin complex.
GUAAAGCCAAAUUAAGUCAGCUAGCAGCUGAACUGCACGAGCGACUGACAUCCGUCGAAGAAGAAAAGUAUGACCUCAAGAUAGAAGUAAAAAAACAAAAAUACGAGUUGAAAGAAGUUUCUCAGAGGAUAGAGGAAAUCCAAAAACGGAAGCGAUUCGCAGACAAAAUGGACGAAUUAGAAGAUUACACGAGUGAAGAUUUACUACAAGAUUUAAUCAAAGCAGACGCGGACAGCAUAUCCUUGAUGCCUUCGACUGGAACCCAUGCGUCCAUAACGACCAUAGGAGGCGUGUAUGGUCGUCUCAAACAGUUCCACAAAAUGACCAAACCCAAAAAGGAACCCACAAUCGAACGCAAGGUGUCUGAGCCCGGAGAAAUAUCAAAGAGAAUCCAGUCUAAAAUUGAGGAGAGUGGACUGGUGUGUUGUGAGUGUGAGGAGAAAGUGUUCCAUGUGGAGGCAGUCCAGUUGAGAGACAAGCAGUUCUACCACAGAGAGUGUGUAUAUUGCAACUGGUGUGGAAAGACUGUCAGUCCGCAUGACGUUGGGUUCCACGCUGACCAGAUUUACUGUCCCUUCCAUCUUAAACAAGCAGUGUUCGGAGCCACUCCUCCGCCCAGAUCACCUCUGAAGAAAAAGAAUGGCCUCGUUAAUGGAUUUCACAGUUGACCAGGCUCAAUGUCUAGUGGAUCCUCAUGACAAACUUAGAAAUACUAUAAGACGUUAUGAAAAACAAUCUGGCAUCACGUUUUCUAUGUUAUUCGCGUAAAUACAGGCAUCAUCAAAAGAUAACUUUUGAUUUAGUGAUAUUCAGACAUUUUGUAUUCAUAGUGUAGUUCAACCUCAGAAGCAAAAGAAUUUUUAUGUUAAUGUUGUUUAAUUUUGUAAUUAAUAUGUUGGUAACUUGUAAAAUAACUUUUUUUUAC